AAUACUACUUUUACCCUAUAAAUAACUCAAAAUAAUCAGUACUAAGCAUAAUUCAGGAAGCAUGGCUAAUAGCAAAGUUAGCAUCCUUACUCUCCUCCUAAUCUGCGGAUUGUUUUUCUUGGGAAGCAAUGUGCAAUAUGCAGAAGCCCAAAGGAAAAUUUGCCCACAAGUUUGCCUCAAAGUUGGCUACAUGACUUGCCCAAAAUCUGGCCCUAAGAAGCUUCAUCCAGGCUGCACAAACUGUUGCAAAGUAAAGAAGGGUUGCAAACUUUACAGAUCUAAUGGAAGCCUAAUUUGUACUGGAAAGUAAUUGGAUAUGAGAUAAAUCUUAAAUAAAAUGUCAUAUGUUUAUGCUAUAAACAGGCAAAAUAAAUAAAUGAAUCCCUUAUGUUUCUGAGAAAUAAAUACAAGAUUCAGGUUUAAUUAUA
Olea europaea var. sylvestris is the source of this 428-nucleotide messenger RNA. RefSeq names its product proteinase inhibitor PSI-1.2-like. The transcript is spliced from 2 exons. Lineage: Eukaryota; Viridiplantae; Streptophyta; Magnoliopsida; Lamiales; Oleaceae. Bases 62 to 310 code for a protein of 82 amino acids. The record is from RefSeq and is a predicted model, not a curated record. Gene Ontology annotation, molecular function: serine-type endopeptidase inhibitor activity.